AUUACACCAGAACAUUUUGGUCUGAUGGGGAGCAUCUUUGCGGAUUUCCACGAAGCCCAGCGGGUAGGGUAUGGCCCGCUGCUCGCAUCCUGUCUAGCUCCCAUCGACACAGAACGGGACCCCCGUCGACUCGAGUCAUUCGCGCAGAUAUCAAACUAUCAGACGGUCUCGGCGGAUGUACGCUAUCACAUCAUCCAAGACCGCAAUGCUGCCAAAUUGCCCAAGGCCGAAGCGAAUGCUUGGGUUGACAUCUUCGUUGCUCUAUGGAAAUGUGUCAAAGAACUUGUCGCGCUACGGCAAGGCGCCGGCACCGGCGACUGGUCCAAGGCAUUUGAUGCCUACAGAGAGUUGUGCAAUCACCUGGUUAGAGGAUACACCAACUUUGGAUUCCAGGCCUGGACUGUUCCGUGCCUCAGCGUUGCCGGGAAAUAUCUCCGCAUGAUAGCCAUGAGAGCAGACAGCGAGACCAAGGCCAAAGAAGGAAAUGGAGAUGUCUUUGCGAGUGGCUUCUCCGACGAUAUCAUGGGCGACACAAACAAGAACGAGAAAUUGGAGCAGGCCGCCUGGACCAUCAACCGAAUGUUCACGAUAUGCUUGAGUGACCGAGCCGAGGAGAGUGAGUCACGCAGAUGGGGCAUUUACAGCACCACCAACCUGCUCUUCAAGACAUACUUCAAACUCAAUUCGGUCUCGCUUACAAAAAAUGUCAUUCGUGCUCUGGAAGCCGCAGCAGAUGACAUCCCCAAUCUGGCGCGAUUCCCCAAAUCCCACCAAUGCACAUUCAAGUAUUACCGGGGAGUCAUUGAGUUCCUGCAGGAGAACUACGUCGACGCGGAGCAGAAUCUGAUGGAGGCAUUUCAACUGUGUCACAAGGAUUCCAUGAAGAACCAAGAGCAGAUCCUGACUUACCUAGUCCCAGCACACAUCAUCAACCACCACCAACUUCCCAGAAACGCCCUGUUGGCUCCUUAUCCAACUCUGGCAAAGAUCUUCACGCCACUAUUCACUGCCAUUCGCGCCGGCUCACUCGCCGCUUUCGACGAUGCUCUUUCUGAAGCUGAAUCAGAAUUAGUCAGACGACGUAUCUAUCUCACUCUUGAGCGCACCCGUGGUCUCUGCCUGCGCAACCUGUUCCGGAAAGUCUUCCUGGCAGCAGGCUGGGAGGAUACCAAGGACGCAACGACUGGCGAGGUGACAGGCAAAAUCCGUCGCACAAGGAUCCGUAUCGAAGAAUUCGAGGCCGGAAUGCGCGUGAGUUAUAAGGGUGGCACGGACGUGUUGGUUGAUAGGGACGAGGUUGAGUGUUUCCUGGCCAAUAUGAUCUAUAAGAACAUGAUGAAAGGUUACAUUGCUCGCGACCGUGGCAUCGUCGUACUCAGUAAGGCUGGUGCCUUUCCUGGUACAGGUGUCUGAAUGGAAGAAACACAUGCCAGAGUAACACUUACUCACUGUUUGAGGCUACAUCUGGCGAACUUGAGGCUCGUCUACGCGAUGGACAAAUUCACACAACCAUUACAUCCCUGCCCAACGCUAUUGGAGGGCUGGAUCAUCCCAACGAAGCACUCUUAUCUGCUACGGUGCUGAGUUUAAGUCACAUUUAUAGCAAACAGCUUCUUUCAAAAGGGUCCAGUCUCGAUCUGAACACGGCAAGCAUGUCACCGAAAAUGCAGUCAAAGAGCCACACCCACACACAGUUUAGGCCGCUGCAUCUACUUCAAGGCGGCCACCGGGUUGACCUUUUGAUGGCUAGAAUGACUGGUUCACGAUGUUCCUCAGGUGUCGAGCCGCCUCUUCGGCAAGGCAGAUCGAAUCCAAGCCAGCAGGCAGCGCCGCUCGCGCUAGCUGCUUCCGGCAACAACCAAUGGUGGAGCUGACCUUGGUCGAAGGAUGCUGGUCGACGCUCUGCUGAGCAACCUUGUCUGAAUAUCCACACCUCCAUCUUCCCAGGAGAGUGCAACGGAUCACACUGGAAUCGAAAGCAACGGGUCCCAGCGAGAGGGGAGGAGGGAACGGUUGAUCCGCACAUGGAAGCAUGCCCAUCUUCUGGCCCAUCGCGUCACGCAGCUGGAUAACUCUCACAAUGGAGGCUGAAGGUGGGAACGUGUGAGUCGAGGUGUGGAUGUGAUCAGGCAAAGUGACCACCAGAGGAAGUAUUGGUGCGGUGCUUUGACCCGCUUUUUCUCGAGUUUGGGGAGAACGAGUCAAAGUGCCCCGUUAUCACUGCAUACAAACACAGCGCAAAUAUGGGUACAAGGAGCUCGGUACAGCUGGGUAUGAUUCGAGCUUUCAAGGGUCCAAGCUCCAACAAACUCAAAUUCACCUUCUCCCCCUUUGUCAGCCUCUCGUUGCCUUGAGCCAGGCACCGCGGCCUGCAUUAGCGAGACCAGGGCCUGGAUGGGCAGCGGACCGACCGACCAGGAAACCGGGGCUUUUCGGCCAGGAAACGACUCGGCUGGCUGCCUUUGCGCUAUAAGGUGCCGGAUAUCUACGUGAGGGAAUGCUGCGAGAAAUCAACCAAUAGACCUCCAACUGGCCGAAAAUGUCGGAGAAUGAGGCAAGUCGGAUCGCUGUGCCCGGCAUCUUCAUGCUUUCUUUGGGGGAUUAAGGCCAAAAAGUGCUCGAAGAAACGGCUGCUAUCUAUAGUCAGGAUUAAGGGUCUCUACAGCUUCUGGAAGAAAUCAAUUCCAUUGCGUUAAUUUUCUCUCUAGACGAAGCAUUCAUACGCUGCA
Messenger RNA from Cladophialophora immunda, 2729 nucleotides. RefSeq lists its product as uncharacterized. The transcript has 2 exons. Gene Ontology annotation, cellular component: transcription export complex 2. NCBI's taxonomy places the organism in Eukaryota, Fungi, Ascomycota, Eurotiomycetes, Chaetothyriales, Herpotrichiellaceae. Gene Ontology annotation, biological process: transcription elongation by RNA polymerase II; poly(A)+ mRNA export from nucleus; post-transcriptional tethering of RNA polymerase II gene DNA at nuclear periphery. Bases 25 to 1413 code for a protein of 462 amino acids. The record is from RefSeq and is a predicted model, not a curated record. Gene Ontology annotation, molecular function: RNA binding; double-stranded DNA binding.